CUCUAUCCCGAGUCAGAUGCCCUCAUUCGCAAAUGGAGGGAUGUUCAAUGACCCAAAUGGGGCCUUUCCAAAUGCUGGCUGGAAUGGCAGCGAUUUCAACCCUAUGAUGCAACCGAUGCCUAUGACAAUGGCAAACGGAGGAUGGGGACCAUUCCCUAAUAUGAUGGGUAAGCAUUUGAAGCCCAAAAUAUUGGUUGUUUGAUACUGAUUCAUGUUAAAUAAAGGUGCUCCUGGAAUGAACAUGGACCCGAUGGCGAUGUCUCAAGGCAUGUUUGGAGGCUAUGGGGGUCAGGACGGCAUGGGCAUGAACGGUAUGAAUGGCAUGAGCGGCAUGACUAUGGGUAUGGGCUUCGAUGCGGGGCAAGGCGGGUAUGGCAUGUGGGAUGGAAACGCCGGGUGGAACGCAAAUCAAGAUAAAUUCAAUCCAAAUGCAAAUGGAAGCCAUACUGCCGGUAUGGGAGCUCCCUUUGGAGCCAACGCUGGGUUCGCCUCCAGUAAUGGUUAUAAUGUGCAAUCGUCGCACCCCGGGAAUUUCAAUCAGCUGCCUCUACAACCAUUCCCCAAUAAUAACUUUCAAAGUGGCUUUAACGGACCAGAUUAUAGACGCAGCAGUGGGUUUGGUUUAGGCGGCCAAGGCCCAAGCCAGGGCCAAAACGCCUCUGCUCAUAAUGUUGCCGAUGACAGUGAAGCGUUCCAUCAUCAACUCCCUCCUGGAUUCCAACCUCAAAGCUCACAAAAACUACAGCCGCAGCAAGAUAUGCCAAGUGAGCCUCAAGGCGAGAAUGGAGGUGAGACAGAAACAAAGUCUAACGACGCUGAUGCCGAAAAAGGCGCAGAUGCAAACCAAAAGAAAGCUGAAGAAAAUAUGCCUGAAGGCCUUGUGCCCGUCGAUGAGACCAACGGUGAGCCAAAGGGUGCCGAUACAGAAGAGACUAAAUCAGAAAAUGCUUCUUCUGAUGCUGUUCAACAAAAUGGAGGGCCAUCUUCACAAAAGGGCACACCAGUCCAACAUUCCGCUACCAUUGGCGUGCAGAGAAGCAUAUCGGGCACGCCACCGGUAGGGCCAGGACCUAUGCAAACUAACCCCAUACCUACUGUUCCCAUGAGCCAAGUCAUGCCUACAGACUCGAUGCCGCCCAUGGGUUCUAUGGGACCGAUGGGGCCGAUGGGACCGAUGAUGCCAAUGGCAGGACCGAUGGGUCCAAUGGGGCCAACAGGGAUGUAUCCGGCUGGGCCUGACCAGUUCUUCGCAGGACGAGGACGAGGUAUGAAUGGGGGCUUUUACCACGGAGGGCCCAAUCAUUUUCGGGGAAACCUUCGUGGGCGUGGAGGGUUCGGCCCUGGCCCGAUGGGACCGGGCCAUGGCAUGGACUUCUCUGGCAUGCCUCAAGGCCCUCCAAGAGGCAUGGGUGUUGCUGGUGCACCGACUGCUCCUAAGGCAUUAAGACAAGGAUUGCCAAACACGAGCGUUCUUAGGAAUCGGAGUUUUGGAAUUGGUGGCCGGGCAUCUCAAAGCCAAACACCUGGUGUGGACUCAUCGGCAGAGCAGCAGCAGCAAGAUUCUCAACAACAGAAAUCGCCACCAGCUGAUGAUGUUGCUGCGUUGGAAAGGUAACAUGACACCCCUAAAAUUCUUUUGCAUAUGAGUAUGAGUAUUAAUUUUUAUCUAGUCAAAACUCGCCCGAUCAAAAGAUGCCCGGAGAUAACAAGCCUGCAGAGUUACCUCCACGUCCUCGAAGCAGAAGCCGAUCACCAGAAGGUGA
Molecule: messenger RNA, 1763 nt
Organism: Xylona heveae TC161
Lineage: Eukaryota; Fungi; Ascomycota; Xylonomycetes; Xylonales; Xylonaceae
Exons: 1
Coding region: 212-1615 (467 amino acids)
Source: RefSeq, a predicted model, not a curated record